This is a messenger RNA of Hydatigera taeniaeformis, 4404 nucleotides long. The record is from the annotation of a GenBank genome assembly. NCBI's taxonomy places the organism in Eukaryota, Metazoa, Platyhelminthes, Cestoda, Cyclophyllidea, Taeniidae.
CUUUAUAGUGCUUCGCCUUGCAACAUCGAAAAGUCGAACCUCUUCCUUUUGUCUCAUUGUAAAUUGCAAGAGCUCAUGUCGAUGAUGCGUCCCGGCUGUGAUUAUGUAGGCUGCUGCGCCACUUUUCAUCGCACAACCCCAUUACUAAUUUCGAUGGGGAUUGACAAAAGCAAGCUGGAUUACUAUUAUGCACUUAUCAGCGAAACUAUUCUCUCGCUUCAGGAUGUUGUGACGGGACUUAUUCCUGCUUCUCCUUCAAAUCCCCAUGCAUGGGUUAGGGAUAAUGUGUACGCGUCGUUUUCGAUAUGGGGACUAUCCAUGGCAUAUCGCAAGGUUCCAGAUGUGGACGAAGAUCGAUCUCGAGGCUAUGAAUUGGAAAAGUGUGUCGUGAACUUGAUGAGAGGAAUAUUAAGGUGUUACAUGUACCAAGCGGACAAGGUGGAGAGCUUUAAGAAGACUCAGUGUACUAGCUCUUCUCUACAUGCGAAAUUCGAUUCCCGAACUUGUAAAGCUGUGGUUGGGGACUAUGAAUGGGGACAUCUUCAGAUUGAUGCGGUUUCGUUGUACCUACUUGCAUUGGCUCAAAUGACUGCGUCGGGACUUCGGAUUAUCUGGACCGUUGAUGAGGUUGCUUUCAUUCAAAAUCUUGUGUUUUAUAUCGAGCCUGCCUCAAGAAUCCCAGAUUAUGGUAUUUGGGAGCGAGGUGAUAAGACCAAUCAUGGUCUUCCAGAACUAAACACCAGUUCUGUGGGUCUUGCAAAGGCGGCGCUAGAGUCUUUGAACGGUCUAGAUCUUUUUGGACCUCAGGGUGGUGCAAACUCCACAAUUCACUGCCUCAUGGAUGAGUGUCAAAAAUGCAACACAGUUCUUGAGAAUAUGCUCCCCCGAGAGUCGUACUCGAAGGAAACUGAUGCAGCUCUACUGGGAAUCAUAAGUUAUCCUGGGUUCGCCGUCACCGAUGAGGCGCUUAUUGAGAAAACACGAAACACAGUAUUGUCCAAGCUUCUUGGGAGCUAUGGGUGUAUCCGAUUUCUUCGAGAUGGUUACAAAACGGCCAGAGAGGACCCUAGUCGCUUGCAUUAUGAGCCCUGGGAGUUGCGAAUGUUUGAUGGUAUAGAAUGCCAGUGGCCUCUCUUUUUCACAUACCUUGUUAUCGGUGCAUGCUUUGAUAACAACUUUGAUUUGGCCAAGAAAUACAUGGACCAGCUGGACCAAAUUGUGCUCCGUCGGGUAAGUCUUUGUCUGACUGUAGAAGUCAAGUGUUUCAUGACUGAUGUUCUCCACUUUUGGUGGAUCAUCGGUCAUGCGGUCACCGCCAAAAUUUCUUGUGAAAAGCAUGAGGAUCCGGUGAUGCAAUUCACCACAAUGAAACCUACCACAGACACUGACGACACACUCUAUCCUUUUAUGCCGGAACUCUACGCCUUGCCAGGGGAAAAAAUCGAUGCAGAGCUGAAAGCUCACAACUCGCAGGUGCGUAUUCCCAUCGGUUCGGCGCCCCACAUUUGGGGUCAGUCGAUGUACAUCUUAUCGCGUUUGAUCAUGGAUCGUCUUUUGUUGCCUGGUGAGAUUGAUCCUCUUGGCCGACGAAUGGCCUCGGAGCCAAAACCAGACCUGGUCGUGCAGGUUGUCGUACUAGCGGAGGAUGAUUUAGUCAAGGAGCGUCUCGCUGAGUUUAAUCUAGACGUGCAGACCCCCUCAGAGGUGGUCUGUGAUUCUGGGAUUCAGAUAUACCCGGCUAAAGUGCUCUUACAAAUCUACAAUCAGCUUGGUGUUUGUCCCAAGCUUGGUCUCUCAGGAAGAACAGCUAGGGAUCUCGGUGUGAUUGCGACAAGCUCGCUCUAUAGGAUUGGGAAUACUACAAUGGCAUUUACUCCACAGUUCAUUGACAGUCACUCCUUCUACGUGAAUCUCGAUGUAAACUUCACCCUCGACGAGUUUCGUUCCAAUGUGGCCUUUUUGAGGCGUGUUUGGGCCUAUCCUGGGCGACCCACCCUUCUUCUUCCUGUUGCCGAGAGAUUCGUCCGUUCGGAGUCCGACGCCUUACUUCCCGCCAUGGUGACAGUCAUCAAAAAGGUGAAGAGUGGAUACAUCAACGGGACUCGUGUCGCUUUGGGCAAUAUGUCACAAUUUGAGGCAACGUCUUGCGUACAGAAGCUCUCUUUCAUUAAAUCAGCUGAGACUGUGAUGAAGCGCCAUUCGGUACUACGCUCGGGCUCGCUGCGCCAUCGUCGUCUCACACUUGCCUCACCACAUUCACGAGGUGUGGAAUUUAGUUCGCCAACCUGUCUGGGCGAUCAGCAGUCGACCUACUCCAGCCUUGCCUCCACUCCCACUGGGGCAGGUGGCCUUGCCUCCCCUGGGGGCAUUCAUCUACCCUCAGACGGUAGAAUGCGCGAUGAGCACGAGGGCAUACAGCGCACCAGCCUCCGGCGCAAAUCUCUUGCUCUCGCUUGCGCCGUAUCCGUAGAUUUGGCUGCUGCUGAUGAUGAAUCGCAAGAACUUGGUUUGGAUGAAAAGGGGUACUUAAGCGGUCUGCGCGACCACGAAACCACCUCGACAGAACGGACGCAAACUGACGCGCACGAUUUUCAUCCCACAGAAGAGACGACUCUGCACCGUCUGCGUGUGGGUGAAUUUCCCAACUAUUCGGACUCCAGCUACGAGACGGCUUUCCGACGCAUCAUAAUGUGUCCAAAGGACAGCACUUCAGGUGACGGCAGUGGAGAUCCUCAGCGUCCCACAAACCUUCGCUUUUCCACACAUACUAAUCAGCCACGCAAGACCUCUAGUGGCCGUAGCUCACAGAGUGGAGGUUCCAUGGGCAGCACAGGCGUUGAAGUCAGUUGUGAAUGGCUAGCCGAUCUCAACGCGGAGCAGAUGGUGGAAUAUCUCCAACAGACCGGAAAUUUAGCCAAGCAGGCUGAGAUUCUAGGCCGACUGAAACAGAUGAAGGGUUUAGACUGGGACACGGGCAUGGACAGCGAAACUCCUGCAACUGUUCGUAGUCUUCUUAAGGAGGUAUAUCAGAAGGCUUGUCAGUGUCAGGAUUGGUUCCUCCUCCGCUACAUUGGUGGAUUGUUGGAGAAAAUUGCCGACCAGUUGGCCACGGCGGUGUCGAGUAUUUUGAUUUUACAGAAACAAAUCACGGUGGGGUUGCCACCGAAGCCAAGGGAAAAGGUUAUUAGCUCUCCAUUGCCUCCGGCUCAAAUAGCCCAACUCAUUCAGGAAGCCUGUGGGGAGGACAAUCUUAUGGCGAUGCUCACGCAGGAACUUCUCCUUCACCUCUCAAUGUUUGCACGCUCGCAUCCCAAGCUACUAGCCAAUGUAUUGUGCCUACGAACCGGUCUUAUUAUCAAACUCAUGGGCACGGAACUGGCUCGCUCCAUGGAAAGUUCAGUGGAGGAUGCUCUCCUCGCUCUUUUCUACAUGAGUCCCUAUGAGACCAACUGUCUGCUUGCAAAUCUCCUUUCUGGUAACGAGAUUAGAGCCGUCAAGAUAGCCGCCUCGCGCCGCAAGUCCUCGGCAUUCCUAAAGGUUGACUCACCCUACGAUCUAUCCCACCUGACAUCACCAGCCAUCUCGAUUCCGCAGAGUCCUACGGGAACCUUGCGCAGCAUGGGCGGGACACGGGCUCGCGCCGGAUCUUUGGCUGUCACGGCCUCCAUCGAACCUCCAGGCGAAGUUCGCGAUUUGUGGUCACGGCGACGCAAAAUUGAUGGAUCGCUUAACCGUGUUCCGCCACAGUUCUUCCAACGUACCUACACUAUCCUUGAACGUCUUCAAGGACUCCGCAUUGGUGAAAACACGCUAACAACAACGCUCACGAAAGAGAUGACCAAGGAAGAACUGAAGUUUGCACUAGUGGUAGAGUCCUUCAUCAACACUGUUCCGACACCAGAGUAUCGCCAGUUAUUGGUAGAGGCUACCACGGUUCUCGGUGCUCUAGUUACUCACGACGAGGAGGCGCGGAUUCAGCUCAAUUGUAUCGUCUCCCUUGAUGAUCUUGUGGCUAAGGCCAAUCACAUUUUCCUGGAGGAUCAGGCCGCCCACGGAGCCAAUGCGACGCUGUGCUGUGCUAACUCUCUGGUUCGCGCCUCCAGGUCGGCAUCGGGUACGGAGCUCGAAGACGAGGCACUCUCAACCACUCCAACACAGUCCAAUCCCUCGGGUGUUACACGCAAGAUGGGUCUAGCGAACAAUUAUAAAGCCCCAUUGAUGGCGAUCCCAUCACAGCAAAAAUGUCGCGGUUCGCACCACAUCUGUCACUACUUCUACGACACCCCACCGGCUGGUCGAUUCGGUACUAUGGCCUACAUGGUCCGCGCUCUCGCCGUCAUUAUUGGAGAUUCGCUGCCCCUGGGCAAUUCGGGCAACAUUGCAGUUAACUGCUCAGUAGCAUAG